Prorocentrum cordatum is the source of this 1693-nucleotide messenger RNA. NCBI's taxonomy places the organism in Eukaryota, Dinophyceae, Prorocentrales, Prorocentraceae. The record is from the annotation of a GenBank genome assembly.
GCGGAAGCCGACUAUCGAGGGGGCGUGCGCCAGGGAUUUUCCCGUGGAGAAACAGAAGGACAUGGCGGGGUACACCGCGUUCACGCAGAACUGCAAGGACAAGGCCAAGGGGUGCCUUAAGGAAGUAUUCAGCCGCAGUGGCGGCGAAGUUCUCUACGGCACGCUUUCGCGCUCGCAUUUGGCAAUCAUUCUGCGGGCCAUCGACGCGGGGCAAAGCGGGGGAUCCCUGCAGACGACCUGGCCCCUUUCGCAGGUGGCAGCGCUGCAGCCCAUGUGCGAGGUCGGCACAGGCUUGCUGAUGAUGUCCGCAGUGGCGGACAAUGACCCUGUGGCGAGGAAACUCGUGAAGGAGGGGGUGCUCUGCGAGGUGCUGGGCCCUGAUGUCAUGCUCGGCGAAACGAACUGCUCCAUCAUAGCCCAGGCCAUUAAUCGGCCACGGGCGUUCUCCAUGCGGAUGUCGCAACUGGAGGCGAUGAAAGUACUUUCCUCAGAUAUCAAGAACGCAAGGGAGGACGGCAGCGACAUAAUCACCUACGAGAACGCGAUGCAGGCGGCAGGUGCCCGACUGGGGAGCUUCUCCUCCGACCCCUCCUUCUGCGACUUCUUCAACUCCAUCCUGAACCUGGGCGCCGAUGGAGGCCCUCACAUACGGGAACUCAUCGACCUCGUCGGGGCGUGCGUCAAUUCUGCUGCGAGAAUGUUGCGCCGGCCUGCGUUCGGCCUCGCGGGCGAGGUGGUCCUGAGAACCGACAUCGCAAAGCACCUGGACAACAAGGCGACCAACCCCUCGACGGCGAAGGCCCGCCAGGCGCUCUUGCAGGGGUGCAGGGCGGCGUACGCGAACGCCCUGCCGACAGAAAAAGCUGCCGCGCCCAUGGCGACCUUCCAGGCACAGGAGGACUGGAAUUGGUUCGAUUUUGCAACGCUGCCGCCCGAAGAAAAGACAACCGCAGCGUCGUUUCAGGAAGAGGGGGGCGGGGCCGCCGCGCAGCCCGCGGCGAUCACUUUCAACGUGAUCACUGGGCGCCUCGAGAACGAACAGGCCACCGUUAAGAAGGAAGAGAGGCCAGCGAUGCGGCUGCCACUGCCAGUCACGGCGUGGUUGGGCCAGGCAGCCGCCAGGGACAUGGGCAGGAAGGAGGCCUGCAUGGGAGCGGUGCUGCGCGUGCUGCUGGAGACGCACUUGGCGCACUGUUCGCGCGUUGAACAGGACGCAGAAUCGAACCUGCCUGUGGCCCUGAGCCGCCGCGCAACGACCAACGAAGUUCACGUGGAAGUGCGGGCCAAGGGCUCGGAAGCGCCUGUGAAGACUUGUUUCUACAUACAUCCAGAGUUUGCCGCGCCCGAAAGCAAGGCGCCCUACGAGGUGGAGGAGACUGACCCCGCUCAACGAGAGUGGAAGUGGGCGGGCAAGGGGCCCAUGCACCCCUUCUGGAGCGCGAAGAAGCUCACGGCCGAAGGGAUUGGAGCGCGAAGCGUCGCUGAAGCAGAGGCGGGGCGAGCGCGUUUUAACGUGGAGCUCGCGCCGAAGGAAGUGGACGUAGUCAUCUGCGGUCAGGUCAUCUGUGUCCGAAUCCCAGUGACGACCAACACGGUGGAUCUCAAGGCGGGCGAGGAACUGAUCAUGGAAGACACGCAGGUGAAGAGGAAGAAGGAAGCGGCCCCGACCGACUGGAGGACAGCCGCGAAGAAG